UACCCAUCAGUGCCACGUGCCAGUGCCCAUCAGUGCCACGUGCCAGUGCCCAUCAGUGCCACCCAUCAGUGCCAGUCAGUGCCACCUAUCAGUGCUGCCAAUCAGUGCCACCUAUCAGUGCCAGUCAGUGCCGCUUAUCAGUGCCAGUCAGUGCCACCUAUCCGAACUAUCAGUGCCAUAUAUCAGUGCCAUGUAUCAGUGUCAUGUAUCAGUGCUGCCUUUCAGUGCCCAUCAGUGAUGCCUGUCAAUGCCCAUCAGUGC
This is a messenger RNA of Staurois parvus, 261 nucleotides long. The record is from the annotation of a GenBank genome assembly. NCBI's taxonomy places the organism in Eukaryota, Metazoa, Chordata, Amphibia, Anura, Ranidae.